This is a messenger RNA of Bicyclus anynana (squinting bush brown), 2508 nucleotides long. RefSeq lists its product as uncharacterized. The record is from RefSeq and is a predicted model, not a curated record. NCBI's taxonomy places the organism in Eukaryota, Metazoa, Arthropoda, Insecta, Lepidoptera, Nymphalidae. Gene Ontology annotation, molecular function: catalytic activity.
AGAGAGCCAUAAAAAUGCAACUAAAAGUUUUUUUAAUAGACCAAGUAUAUAAAGGCUGAAAUGGGGUGUAAGGGGGAGGCUAGUACCAGUCAGCCUCCCCAACUGCCAAUCUCACCUGCUCGUGGUGCACCCUGCAGAUGGACCGACGAGGCUCUGGAGACCGAUAAAUGGCGGUAUAACCAUUUCAAUUCAGCUCGACUUCAUAAGUAUCACACACCGGUGUCGGGCAGCAGUGACACCGGUGCGAGAAGUCUAGGACUGCGAAUGACCAACCCGCAUGCCCAGCGUGGUUAUUUACGGGCACAAACUUCUAAGGAUACAACCAAAAACAAACAGCCCCUAGUCCCCGGUGAUCCCGCUAUUCCCGGCUCUUGCAGAGGUCGUGGUAACGGCGGGGCAAGAAGUGUCAAGAAUCUCCAGGAAAGAUUCCGCUGUCAACCCCGACGACUAGACCUAGCAACAUUUAACGCACGCACCUUAAGGACCGACGAAAAGAUGAUCGAGCUGGAAGAAGUAGUGAGCAAGUUGCGCUGGGGUGUAGUAGGUUUGUCUGAAGUCCGAAGAAAGGGGGAGGACUCGAUAACCUUGGAAUGCGCCAACUUGUUCUACUAUCUGGAGGGCGACCAACUGUCCCGGGGUGGAAACUCAACAAUUUUUUAACUCUUUGGAGACCAGAAGUCCCUCGUGAACAAUGUUGUUCGAGUCGAGAGUGUGUCGAGUAGGGUAGCGUACCUCAUAAUCCAAAUUACCAAACGGUAUUCGUUGAAGAUUAUACAGGUUUACGCGCCGACCGCGACACAGACCGACGAGGAGGUAGAGGUAUUGUAUGAGGAUAUAUCGAAAGCCAUACAUACCUUGCCCUCCUACUACAAAAUUGUGAUGGGGGAUUUCAAUGCAAAGCUGGGUAUGAGAAGCGGUUCAGAGUUGAGAGUGGAGUAAUUUGGUUAUGGGCAGCGGAACCAGAGAGGCCAAAUGUUUGUUGACUUCAUGAAGAAGGAGGGUCUGUUUAUGAUGAACUCCUUCUUCAAGAAGCCACCGCAAAGGAAAUGGACUUGGAUGAGCCCUGAUGGUUCCACAAAAAACGAGAUAUGAGACGAUUUCAUCUUGUCUACCAGACGAGAUAUAUUCAACAAUGUCUCUGUGAUCAACAGGGUCAAAACCGGUAGUGAUCACCGAAUGGUAAGAGGCACGUUGAAUAUCAACUUACAGCUGGAACUGUAACUGGUGAUAUCUACGCUCCGACCUACUCGUGCCCAAAUCCAAAACCCCGAAAGCUUUCAACAGAGUUCGAUAGUAGUUCGCUUCGAUUGCCUAGCAGAUUGCCUUGAUGUGGACGAUCUAAACAACAGGCUUGUGGAAACUGUCCAUACGGUCGAGUCUAAGUUUUUCAAAACCCACCGUACAAAAAGAACCAAGAAGUUCUUGGACCAUAUACUCAAGCUUACGGAGGAGCUGCGAAUGAUAUUGCAGUCUCCAACAGACGCCGCAAAGUACCAUCAGAUCAAUAGACAGAUCUGUAAAAGCAGACAUGCGAUCAAGGAUACAAUCGAAAAUAAUCGUGACUCGAAAGUGUUUGUGAGAGAUCAGUCUAUUGGACGCAGACAGUUGACGCGUUUGAAGACCGAUCAGGACAUCAUUUCUUCUAAGCCCGAGAUCUUGAGUGAGGUAGAGGAGUUUAACAGUUAAUACACCUCUAACCAAAAGCCUGUCGACAAUUUGACCAAAGAUCCUAGAGCCAAAUCGUCUCGACACUAUACCGAAGAUAUCCCAGACGUCAGCCUAUACGAGAUUAGUAUGGCUCUCAAACAACUCAAGAACAACAAAGCACCAGGUGAUGACUCUGGUAGUACCAUGUUCAAUGACCUCAGCAGAGUUUCUCAACGUGUCGGCCUUAAAAUGAACAUGAGUAAGACGAAGAUAAUGUCUAAUGCUCAUGUACCGCUUCACCCAGUUAUUUUUGAGAGCUCUGCGCUCGAAAUCGUAGAUGAAAAUAUAUACCUAGGACACACACUCCAGUUAGGUAGGUCCAAUUUCGAGAAAGAGGUGAAUCGCCGAAUCAAUUAACUUGGUUUGCCAGCGUUUGCGAAAUUCCGCGACAUUUUUUCGUCCAAAAUUCCUCAGUGCCUGAAGACGAAAGUCUUCGAACAGUGCGUGUUGCCAGUGAUGACCUACGGAUCCGAGACUUCGCUAAAAGUGGGCCUCAUUAGAAGGCUCAAAACCACACAGCGGGCGAUGGAACGAGCUAUGUUUGGGUAUUCUCUGUGUGAUCGAAUCAGAAAUGAGGAGAUACGCAGACGAACCAAAGUCAUUGACGUAGCUCAACGAGUCGGCAAGCUGAAGUGGCAAUGGGCAGGCCACAUAGUUCGAAGCUAAGAACGUUGGGGUCAGCGCAAUAUGUUCAGUCCUGGCGGGUAUCACUACGCACAACGUCCGCGCUCCUCUGGAGCGGCUAUCACGCACUCGCUCACGCGGCGGCGGCGGCGGCAGCGGCGGCGGCGCGAGGGUUAA